AUGGAUCCGCUACAGCAGCCUGUCUCAGAAGUUCCUGCUGUCGCGGAGCCGCAGCAGCCUCCUGUCGAGCCCCAGGCGCCAGAAGUUCCCCAGUCGCUGCCAGUUCCGUCCGAACAGGAACAGCCUGUAGAGCAGACAGAGGAGCAGCCCGCCCCAGUCAGUGUCAACGUUGAACAGCCUUCUGAUGAUGCGGUCGCUGCACCGGUCGAACAAGCUGCUGGUCACGUCCGAGUCGAUCAUGGUUACGCUAGCGACUCAAAAGCCCACUAUCACUCUCGAUCCACCGAAUUCCACAACUCUGCUCCUGAAUACCAUCCUCAAGAUGCCGACCCAACUUCUCGCUUCAAUUCAUCACCUUCCCUGACUCAGCAGCCUCAGCUUCACCCCGCAUCGCGUCCCGGCUCUGGUUUUUCAAGUGGCCCGGAACGACAUGGCAUGUCACAGCCACAGCCAUCGGAGGUCGCCCAAAGGGGACAGUCGUCGCAGGCGGCGAAGAAUAGCGUUGUCAUCAAGGUUGGAAUGGUUGGAGAUGCUCAGAUCGGAAAGACUAGUCUGAUGGUCAAGUACGUCGAGGGUAGCUGGGAUGAGGACUACAUUCAGACACUGGGUGUCAAUUUCAUGGAGAAGACUAUUUCAAUUCGUAACACUGAGAUCACUUUUAGCAUUUGGGAUCUUGGUGGUCAGCGUGAGUUUGUGAACAUGCUUCCGCUUGUCUGCAACGAUGCUGUGGCUAUUCUUUUCAUGUUUGAUCUCACCCGCAAGAGCACUCUCAACUCCAUCAAGGAGUGGUACCGCCAGGGCCGAGGCUUCAACAAGACAGCAAUUCCCUUCUUAGUUGGAACCAAAUACGACCACUUUGUCAACUUCCCCCGGGAAGACCAAGAAGAGAUCUCUUUGCAAGCGAAGCGCUUUGCUAAGGCGAUGAAGGCCAGCCUGAUCUUCAGCAGCACCAGUCACAGCAUCAAUGUUCAAAAGAUCUUCAAAAUUGUCCUGGCCAAGGCAUUCGAUCUUAAAUGUACCAUCCCUGAGAUUGAGAAUGUUGGCGAGCCCCUGCUACUCUACAAGUCUGUCUAA
Molecule: messenger RNA, 1074 nt
Organism: Penicillium pulvis
Lineage: Eukaryota; Fungi; Ascomycota; Eurotiomycetes; Eurotiales; Aspergillaceae
Product: Spg1/Tem1 GTP-binding protein
Exons: 3
Coding region: 1-1074 (357 amino acids)
Biological process (GO): regulation of exit from mitosis
Cellular component (GO): spindle pole body
Molecular function (GO): GTPase activity; GTP binding
Source: RefSeq, a predicted model, not a curated record